UAGCGUACUCCGGCUCUAGAGUUUCCAAGCUCGCCUCGCGUCAAAUAGGCGGCGGGAGUGCGGCCAGGUGCCUCCCUUGCAAGCUACAGAAGCUACAGAGAGGCGCGCCGCCCAGUUGCGUUGACCUCGUGCGUGAGCACGCCUGCAGCGGAGCCGAGCCCAGCUUAAAAAAGCCAUGGCUGCUCUUCUCCGCCGCGCGCCGCGCCUGGCCCGCCGCGCCCGGACCUUCGCGAGCGACGCUUAUCUGGGAGGCGACCUAGAAACGAGCACCUUGCCGAAUGGGGUCGUAGUUACGACCACGGCACCGGGCGCGCCUCUUACUUGUGUAGGUGUGGGCGUAGGACGCGGCGCCAGUCACGGGCCGCGGUCCGCCGCGUUGGCCGCCUCCUUAAACAGCUUCAAGACGGCGAACGGCCGCACGGACCUGCGGAUCCAGCGCGACCUCGAAGUCGCGGGAUCCAUGCCCUUUUCACAGUUCGAUGCGCACCAAACCACCACAGUCUGCACGCAGCACGUCGUGACGCGCGAGGCGCCCUGCGUCGCGGACGCCUUCCAGGCGGCGGCGCUGGCCGCGGGCGUCGGCCGCGACGCGCUGACGGCGUGGGAGUUCGAAGAGACCAAGGCCUCGCCCUUCGCGUUGAACGCCCUGGCGCGCCACGCGUCUCUCGAAGAACAGGUCGCGUCCGCCGCCUACGGCAAGGCCUACUCUCCAUUAGGUUCGGCCGAGGACCUCGCCGCGUUAUCGUCGGCUGACGUCGACGCGUGGCUGCAAGAAGCCAUGAGUAGUGCGCCGAUCACGGCUAUUGGAUUAGGUAUGGAGCACGCGGUCAUGGUGUCCCUGGCCCAAUCUGUGCUAGGUGAGUUGGCGGAGCGGCAACCGUCGGCGGAGAAGUUUCCGGCGUUCCAACCGGGCGGCGUCGUCGCUAUCAGUGGAGAUGCCGGCUGCGCCAUUGGGGUGCCGGCGCCAGCCGACGAGGCCAUGGCGCUUACUGUAGCAAGCGCGGUCGGCGGGUCCCUGUCGCAAGGGUUAGUUGUAGUGACAGGUGAGGACAAGGAGGCGUGUACGGCGCAGCUGAACGCCAUCGGGGACGUGGCCCUGGCCAAAGUGUCUGCGGCCUCCGACCUACUGGACCUGGCGCCCGAGGCCUUGGCCGCGCUCAUCGCGCGAGGCCAGGACCCCGCUGCUCUCUAUGACGCGAUCCUCGCUCUCGAUGACGCCGCGAUCAGCGCCGCGCACGCGUCGGCCACCUCAAACGCGCCGGUGGCGGUCAUCGCCGCUUAAAACAACCCUCUCCCACCAGUUAAUAUAUUUAUACAAAA
Molecule: messenger RNA, 1320 nt
Organism: Pelagomonas calceolata
Lineage: Eukaryota; Pelagophyceae; Pelagomonadales; Pelagomonadaceae
Source: the annotation of a GenBank genome assembly